AAGGAGAAAGGUACUGACGAGCUAACAGAACCGCGGUCUUGGGGAGCACCUAAGACCUGCAGUCUUGGGAUGUUCUAGCGGCUCCAGAGCUAAGGAGGCGUAGUGCGCCGUCUAGCCUCUUCCAUAGCAAAUCUGGCAGGGUUAAGUUAUUGAUCGCUCCCUACAGUCGCACGAGUGUUAUUAUUCUUCGCCAGUCGAACGGAUCUAUCGCUUGCCGUCGCAAUGGUGGCAUCUGACGGCUUGGCUUUGCCAGCGCAGACAGCGCAGUCGCACAUUCCACUCGCGACAGGGUUAGCGGCCGAUGCUGGCGCAACAACUGGCGCAUCGUCCAUCGAUGAGCGAUACCUCGAGUCGCAGGCUCGUCGCUGGCUGUCGCAGACUUUAUCGCGAUCGCUUCCCGCCGAUAAGUCGCUGAGCGAUCUGCUGGGGGAUGGCGAAAUACUGCUCGAGCUCGCGUGUUUGGUGCAGCAGCUACUCUCGCCUGACCCCUCCGCCGCUGCCGGCGCCCCCCUGACUCUGGACUUCGACGCUGCUCCGCCUGCAAACCCCCCUGCGCCAUCCGCUGCUGCUCCCGCCGCCUCUGGCGAGAGAGGCGGCGGCGGCGGAAGUGGUGGUGCCCGCAAGAGCAGCCCAAGCGGAAGCUCCAGUGAGGAGAGCGAGAGAGAGGGGGGCUUUAAGCGCGCGUACUGGCACGCGUGCACCAACGUGGAGCGGUUCCUCAAGGUGUGUCGCCACGUGGGCCUCAAGGACGUGUCGCUGUUCACCUCGCCCGACCUCAUGGACCGCAGGGACGUUCGGCGCGUGUGCCUCUGCCUGCGCACGCUGUCGAAACGGCUUGUAGGGAUCAGGGACUUCGACGGCAUUCUAGUGACGGCCUCCUCUUCUGCUCGCCAGAGACUCAUCUCCUCCUCUUCCUCCUUCGGCCCCUCCUCCUCCUUCUCUCACUCAUCCUUCCCAGACGCUUGUGCUCCCCCCUCAUCUCUUGCCCCUCCUGCUCGCCUUGCCCGCUCUGCUACCACCGCUCCUUCUUCCGCCGCCCUUCCUUCUGCUGCCCGUCCGUCCACCGCCUUUCCUUCAUGCCCUGUUCCUUCCGAGCCGUCCGUGCCUGCUGCUGACGUCUCCACUCUCAUAGCCACCACCACUCUUCCAACCGCCACUGCUACUGCUGCUGCUGUUGGUGCUGUUGGUUCUGGCACAGAGUCACCAAAAUUAGGGGCGGCAGAUCCAGGCACGGCGGGUUCAAGGGCAGCAGACUCAGGGGCGGCGGAUUCAAAGGCGGCAGACUCAGGGGCGGCAGACUCAGGGGCGGCAGAUACAGAGGUGCUUUCAAGCAGCAUCAAAGAACCAGGUGUUUUCUCAGGUAGGGAGAGUGGCGUGCGGGGCAGCAGUGCUGCAGGUGCUGCUGAUGCUGCUGCUGCUGCUGCUGCUCCUGCUGCUGCAGGCGGUGCAGGUGCUGCAGGUGUAGCUUCGCAGACACAUGGCAUUCCAGCCCGGAAUGCACCCGCGUGGUUUGGGCUGAACGAGGAGGAGAAGCAGAGCAUGGUGGGUGACAUGCCUGCUGGCCUGCCAUCACUCCGCGUGCAUAGGGGACGACCGGGGGAGAAUAGGCAGAGAGCUCAGCAGCCCGAGAAGCCACAACAGCAGCAGCAGCGGCGUCGGCAGCAGCAGGAGGAGGAGGGUAGUGGCCUCACCUCAGCAGCGGCAGUGCCAGCAUCAUCAUCAGCAGCAGCAGGAGAUGGUGUAGGUGUGCGAUCACACUAUUGGAGGGCCGUCCGGGCGGAGGCACUGCAUGGGGGCCAUGAGCAGCGGUAUCAGCAUCAGCAUGAGAAUCACACUCAGUACCAGAGUCAGCAUCAGCAUCCGCAUGAGAAUGAGCAUCGGUACCAUGGUGUUGGGAAGGAGGCCGUGAGCAAUCAUCUCCCAAGGAGUGCGGCGGCUGCAAGAGCUGCUCUGGAGGACGUCUCGCCUCGCCUGCUUCCUCCCGACCCCACGUCCCUCACUCCGGUGCUUCCCGACCACCUAGCCAGUCCGCGCAGGCUGCACGCACCUCUCUCCCGCACUCACUCCAACGCCUCCUCCGCCUCUGUCCUUAGCUCCUCAGCCGUUACUGUCUCCCUUCACAGUACUCACACCCACCACAGUCACACACACCAUAGUCACGCUCGCAGCAGCCACCGCAGCCAGAGCCACGGGCUGGGGCUGGUGGGCGAGGGAGGGGCGGAGGGUGAGCAGAGGCGGCGAGGGGCGUGGGACCUGGUGGCCGCGGCCGGCGCUGUGGCGCUGGUGGGUGGGGCGAUGGUGCUCGCGAAUAGGACCAACAGACGCACCAGGGAAGAGCGGCAGAGGCGAGCGUUGCAGUAUGAGAGGGCGAGUUUCACAGACCACUCGGCCCAACGACCCCAUUUGAACAUGGGCUUUGGUGGCGUGUUUGAGCUCAACUUUGGGGACUCGCCUGUUGCCGCUUCUAGUGAAGCACAGGGUGACGCGGGCGAGAGGCAGAAUGGGAGCGAGGGGGAGGGGGGGCGGGCUGAACCCAGCAGAUCUCAGACGCGGCGCCCCUGGUUCCUGACCCUCGGCUCUCGCCACAAGCCAGCAGAGCAAGCAAGCAGCAGCGGUAGCAGCAGUGCCAGUGGCAGUGGUGGUGGGUGGAGGAGGAGCAAGCCGAUGCCGCGGUGGCAGCGGGCAGAGCUGGUUCUGAGGCAGCAGAGGGAGAUGGUGAUUCGGCGACUGCAUGGGGACAGGCGCAGCAUGGCAGAGAUAUGUCGACUGGAUGAGGAGAAGUAUUCGGACCUCUGCCGCGACUUCACAGCCUUGCAAAGGGGUGAAGAGGCCAAUGACGGGGGGGCGGAGGGGGGCGUGUACGAGGUGCAGGAGGGCGACACACUGAGCACCAUUGCGGACCGGUUCCGGCGCAGCGUGGGCGAGGUGAUGCGGCGCAACCCCCACAUCAACGAUCCAGACGCCAUCUACCCGCGGGAUCGGCUGGUGCUGUGACGACGCUGAGGACGGAGGGGAGGAGAGGAGGAGAGGGGAAGGUAGACUGGAAGGGGAGAGACGGGGGGGCAGCGUGGGCGAGGUGAUGCGGCGCAACCCCCACAUCAACGAUCCAGACGCCAUCUACCCGCGGGAUCGGCUGGUGCUGUGACGACGCUGAGGACGGAGGGGAGGAGAGGAGGAGAGGGGAAGGUAGACUGGAAGGGGAGAGACGGGGGGGCAGCGUGGGCGAGGUGAUGCGGCGCAACCCCCACAUCAACGAUCCAGACGCCAUCUACCCGCGGGAUCGGCUGGUGCUGUGACGACGCUGAGGACGGAGGGGAGGAGAGGAGGAGAGGGGAAGGUAGACUGGAAGGGGAGAGACGGGGGGGCAGCGUGGGCGAGGUGAUGCGGCGCAACCCCCACAUCAAGGAUCCAGAUGCCAUCUACCCGCGGGAUCAGCUGGUGUUGUGACGGGAUGAGGAGGGGAGAGCGUACGAGGUGCGGGAGGGCGACACGCUGAGCACCGGUUCAUUGCGGACCGGUUCAGGCGCAGCCUGGGGGAGGUCGUGCGGCGCACCGCGUUUGAGUCCACUCAAAAGCAUAUUUGUGAACCAGAUGCCAUCUAUCCCCGAGACCGGGUGGUGCAGUAACGUAUGAGAGCAGGGAGGGCAGGAUCGGAGGGGAGGGCAUGCUGAGGAGGAGGGUAGAGCGUAUGAGGUGUGGCAGGAGGGCGUGUGUGAGGUGUGGGAGGGGGACAUGCUGAGGGUCGUUGCCAACCGGUCCCGGCGCACUGUGUGGGGGGAGGUCAUGCAGCCCAACCCUCACAUUUGCGAUCCCGAUGCCAUCUACCCGCAGUAUCGGUUGAUCCUGUGACGCUGUUUGAAGGCAGAUUGGGGGGGCAGGAGACGGGCACAUUUCGAAACUUUUGAGUUGACUCGUUGACUCAGAAGACGCACGAGGCAGCAUCAGGCGUGUGCGCAUUCUGCGUUACUAGGUGAGGGACAUGCUGCUUGGUGGUGUGGCAGUGCCGCAUGCUGCUUGAUGUAUAGAGGCUGGCCCUGUCUGACUGGUAAGGAUGAAGUAUGUGCGUGCGUGUGGUGUGGUUGCUUCUUCACUGCUUGCACAGGUUGUUGGGAAAGAGGAGGACCCCUGGUUCCAACUUCCAAGGUCACUGGCGUGUUCUAAAACUAUCAUACUGGCAAGCAAAGCAACGCAGAAUCUGCCACCAAAUAUCCACUUAAGCCUUAGAAAAUAUCCAUGGUUACUGGAAUUGCAUGCCAACCAGAUAAGGUACCGGUACCGUACCUUUGCAGCUAUCCGGUGUUGUCAUGAAUUACCAAGUUACCAGCUCGAUGUGUCCCUUUGUAGCUCGAUGUGUCCCUUCGCAACUCGAUGUGUCCCUGGCUGGCACUCAUGGAUGUGAUACUAGGUACUAGUUAGCAGUCAGACGGACACUGAGAUGUACAUUUAUUGUGUCAAUGGAUGUGUUCCUA
Messenger RNA from Closterium sp. NIES-67, 4469 nucleotides. The record is from the annotation of a GenBank genome assembly. Lineage: Eukaryota; Viridiplantae; Streptophyta; Zygnematophyceae; Desmidiales; Closteriaceae.